This is a messenger RNA of Perca fluviatilis (European perch), 2092 nucleotides long. It is a transcript of the gene nck1b, whose product is annotated as NCK adaptor protein 1b. NCBI's taxonomy places the organism in Eukaryota, Metazoa, Chordata, Actinopteri, Perciformes, Percidae. Gene Ontology annotation, molecular function: ephrin receptor binding. Bases 295 to 1476 code for a protein of 393 amino acids. Gene Ontology annotation, biological process: positive regulation of endoplasmic reticulum stress-induced intrinsic apoptotic signaling pathway; negative regulation of endoplasmic reticulum stress-induced eIF2 alpha phosphorylation; positive regulation of translation in response to endoplasmic reticulum stress. The transcript has 5 exons. The record is from RefSeq and is a predicted model, not a curated record.
GUGAGGCUGCUGCUAGCUAGCCUAGCUGUGCUUCUGAGCAAUGACAUGCUUUGAUAUAGAAAUGCUAUUCCAACGGGGCACAGCGUCUCAUCGGCUAGGCUAGCUUGUUGGAGUGGAAAAAUAACUGGCUGCUAGGUAGCGAGGAAUCUGGAUAUCAUUUGUGUGACGCUUCUAGACAUUUAAUAUUUCUUAAAGGAGAUAAGAAGAGGUGGUCAUCAGCAAUCAGGUCUACAGAGAAGUAUUAGAGCCCUUGAAGUUCUCAGCUUUGAUGCAGUACAGUGCACCGAGUGCAAGAUGACGGAAGAGGUGAUUGUCAUCGCCAAGUUUGAUUACAUGGCCCAGCAGGACCAGGAGCUGGACAUCAAGAAGAAUGAGCGCCUCUGGCUCCUUGAUGACUCAAAGUCCUGGUGGAGGGUUCGAAAUGCCACCAACAAAACAGGCUUUGUGCCAUCCAACUAUGUGGAGAGGAAAAACAGUGCCAGGAAAGCUUCUAUUGUCAAGAAUCUUAAAGACACACUUGGAAUUGGGAAGGUGAAGAGCAGAAAGGGGGGAAUGAGAGACACGGCCUCCAACGCAGACGCAGACAUGUAUGCAGAUAACGGCGAGCGGCUGUAUGACCUCAACCUUCCCGCCCUGGUCAAGUUCAGCUACACAGCUGAGCGCGAGGACGAGCUGUCUCUUGUGAAAGGCACGCGGGUGGUGGUGAUGGAGAAGUGCAGCGACGGCUGGUGGCGCGGCAGCUACAACGGGCGCUCGGGCUGGUUUCCGUCCAACUACGUGACGGAGGACAUGGAUGGGACGGCGGGGGGAGGCGGCAUGGGUGGGCUCGGAGACCCGGCUGGAUCGCUAACGGAGAAGCUGGCCGCCGUGGUGAACAGCACCACAAAUGGGAACCGAGUGCUGCACACGGUCCAGGCGCUCUACCCUUUCAGCUCGGGCAACGACGAGGAGCUGAACUUUGAGAAGGGCGAGGUGAUGGAGGUGGUGGAGAAGCCCGAGAACGACCCAGAGUGGUGGAAGUGUCGCAAAGCAGACGGACAGCUGGGCUUGGUGCCUAAAAACUACGUCACUGUGCUGGACUCCAGCUCCCAUAAACCCGGAGCGGGGCCUGCUGGGCCGCCCACACCUGACUGUGACUACAUCUCGCCCUCAGGCACCGGGCGCUUCGCCGGAAAGGAGUGGUACUACGGAAAGGUGACGCGCCACCAGGCGGAGGUGGCCCUCAACCAGAGAGGCAUAGAGGGGGACUUCCUCAUCCGAGACAGCGAGUCAUCGCCAAACGACUUCUCCAUCUCCCUGAAGGCGCAGAGCAAGAACAAGCAUUUCAAAGUGCAGCUGAAGGAAAGCCUUUACUGCAUUGGACAGCGCAAGUUCAACUCCAUGGAAGAGCUUGUUGAACACUACAAAAAGGCCCCCAUCUUUACCAGUGAGCAGGGAGACAAACUGUACCUGAUCAAGGCCCUGGCUGCCUCCUGAUCCCUCUCUCUCUGUUGCACACAUGCCCUUCCACACAGACACAGACAUUACAUUACCUGCAUUCAUAUAUACACACAUACAGAUACUUACGCCAGAACACACACUAACAUUUAAAACUCCAAGCCUGAGGACUUAACACAUCAUCAGGACUUAAAUGCCCGAUUUGUGAGCAUUCCAAGAGGAGGUAUGGAAAAAGAAUGGGAGAGACACGAAGGAAUGGAAGGGGGAGACAAAAAGACUAUGGACUCCUGAGAAUUGACUACAGACCUCUUGGUCGCCUAUUUUAAAUUAUCCAGAUGUGUUAGGUCAUAGGCAAUGCCAUGUAUUUCCACCUUGAUAUCUAUUAGAGUUGCAUUUAGUUUCUUUUUUGUUUUUGUUGAUAAUAUAUAAUCUUUUUAACUAUUUUUUUUUUUUUUUAUGUAAUUUUAACUGUAUCCAAUACACAACCACCACCCGUAUGAGUCAUUUUUUAGAUGUUAGCAAACUAGCCUACAGACAUCUACAUUUCAACUCAUUUUUUGUGUCGUCUGUCUUAAUUCGUUCUUUAUGAUUGUGGACACACUAAUCCACAACGUCUGCUAACCGCUAAUCAUGAAUAAAAACUAAGUGACCAAAA